GAGAGAGAGAGAGAGAGAGAGAGAGUCAUAUGGCUGUUGAGUCAGGUAAAGAAAUCAGAUGUCCUCUUCUUGUCUAAGAUACAGCUCUUUUUCCUCUGCCUCUAGAAUGAGUCUUGGUCCUGGAUCUGACUUGGUAUCAUAUGCAUUUUUUCAAAUAUGACCCGUGUCCUCUUUCUGUCUUUCCUCCUCAUGACAACCGGCGUCUGGGACACAGCAGAGUGUUCAUCGGGUGAUGGAAAGAGCUUAUGGUAUGGGUUACUGAACCAAAGCAAGUUUUUAUCCGGAACGUUCCCAAAGGGUUUCCUCUGGGGUGCUGGAACUGCAGCAUUCUCAACCGAGGGAUCAUGGGAUCGGGAUGGGAAAGGACUAUCUGUUUGGGACCAUUUCACUCACCACACACUUGGAAGAGGGAAUAUUAGCACCUUGACAGCCGAUACAGCCAGCAACAGUUACGUGCUCUGGGAAAAAGACAUUGAAUCACUUCGGUACCUUGGAGUCAAGUUUUACUCGUUCUCUAUAUCAUGGCCGCGUAUUUUCCCAGACGGCGAUGCCACGGGACAACCGAAUCUUGCUGCCGUGGAUCAUUACCUCCGCCUGAUUGGCCAGUUAAAAGCACUCGAUUUGGACCCUGUGGUCACCCUGUUUCACUGGGAUUUGCCCCAAAUCUUGCAGGAGGAAUUGGGAGGCUGGACAAAUGCAAAAUUGGUGCAGAUUUUUGCUAACUAUGCUGCAUUUUGUUUUAAAACCUUUGGCCAAGACGUGAGAUACUGGAUCACUAUACACAACCCAGUCCUGAUUGCAUUUCUGGGCUAUGGAAUGGGAAUUCAUGCACCGGGGGUGUCCGGUAACCCUGCUGACCCUUUCAUCGUUGCACAUAACCUCAUCAGGGCACACGCAGCAGCCUGGCACAUUUACGACCAGCACUUCCGUCCCCAUCAGCAUGGCCAAAUCUCAAUCACACUCGGCUCCUAUUGGGUGGAGCCUUUCAACGGCCAGGCUACACCAGCGAAUGUGGAGCUGUGUCAGAGGUCUGUGGAGGCCGUGAUCGGCUGGUUUGCAGAACCAAUACAUGGAGCUGGUGAUUAUCCAAUGUCCCUACGUUCAUCUCACCCAGGCCUGGUCCCAAAUUUUACAUCAGAGGAAAAGCUUUGGGUGCGUGGCACAGCUGAUUUCUUCUCACUGGCAUUUGGGCCUGAUUCAGUACGUGCAGGAAGAAUUUUGGCCCGGUUUGGCCAGACUGGGGCACUGAACCUGAGAAAAAUUCUGGGCUGGAUCCAGAAGGAGUAUGAGGACCCUCCAGUGCUGGUGGCAGAGAGCAGUUGGUUCUCUGAUGCCUCUGUCGGAGUGGAAGACACGGUGGCCAUUUACCUCAUGAAGAGAUUUCUUAACCAGGUGCUUCAAGCGGUGGUCGUGGACCAUGUGAAGGUCUUUGGCUACACAGCCUGGUCUCUGGUGGACGGGUUUGAGUGGAACAGUGGCUACAGCAUAAGAAGAGGACUUUUCUACAUCGACUUCAACCAGCCUGAAUUCAUCAGGGUCCCGAAAUCAACAGCUAAAUACUACAGGCGGAUCAUCAAGGACAAUGGCUUUCUUGAUGAGGAGACAGAGGAAGACAUUGACGGUCAUUUUCCCUGCAAUUUCCAGUUUGGUGUGGCAGAUUUUAUCCUGCAGGUCCAUCUACAGCCAUUUUCACCUCAGUUCACUGAUCCUGUUCUAUAUCGGUGGAACAUCAGUGGCGAUAGUGCCCUCCAUCCUGUCUUAGGAGUAACUCUUCACACUCGUGGCUCCCAGUGCACAGACUUCCUGGCUAUUCAACAUCACAUCCGCCUCCUUGAAGCCACAGGGUCAUCACAUUACAGAUUUGCCCUGGAUUGGCCUCGGCUUUUUCCCAAUGGUGACAUCCUGUCUGCAGAUGCAGUAGCAGUGCGAUAUUACCGCUGCAUGCUAACUGAGCUCCAUAAAAAGGGUAUCAGUGCAGUUGUUACACUCUACCACCCCACCCUUAGGUCACACACACUGGGCUUACCAAGGUUGCUGUAUGAACAAGGUGGAUGGAUGAAUACAAGUACUGGUGAUGCAUUUGUUGAUUAUGCCACAUAUUGCUUUCAAACAUUUGGGACACUCGUGAAUGUCUGGAUCACUGUGAAUGAACCAAAUCGACUGAUAGAAGCGUAUAACGUAAGUGCAGAAGAAAGAGACAUGGUAGUCCGCACAGUGUUGAUGGCACAUGCUCGUGCUUGGAAAAUUUACAACGCACGUUUCCGUCGACACCAGGGGGCGAAGAUAAGUUUUGCACUCCAUGCUGAUUGGGUGGAACCGGCCAAUCCUUUCGUAGACUCUCACACCAGUGCUGUCCAACACUUUCUGUUCUUUGAACUUGGACGUUUCCUCGAUCCUAUCCUACAGAACAUAGACUACACUGAUACUAAAAGCUGCCAUGGCUGCUUCCGUAUGCCACGCUUUUCAGAGCAUGAGAUGUUUGAGCUUAGAGGAGCCCUAGAUUUCAUUGCUCUCAAUCACUUCACAACUCGUCUGGUUUACCCAAAAUUGAGAGACCUCCAUCCUAGUUCAUCUGUCCAUGAUUAUGGCUGCUCUUUUAUGACAGAUCCAACAUGGGAGACCUCUUAUAAGGGCCAAGCUGUAGUGCCCUGGGGGCUCCGCAGAGUCCUGAGGUGGGUAAAGAGUCGCUAUGGUAACAGUCACCCUAUUAUUAUCACAGCCACAGGAAUUGAUGAUCAGGCAUCCCAUAAUGACCACCUAAGGCAGCAAUAUAUAAAGACCUACAUGCAGGAAGCAUUAAAAGCUCAUGUCCUUGAUGGAGUUGAUGUGCGUGGUUUUUAUGUUUGGAAGCUGCAAGACCAUCACACUCCAGAUUUCGGAUUCUUCCUUUCCCCCAACCAUCAGUCCCGUCCCAAAGCCUCUGUCUCCAUUUACCGCCAGCUCAUCUCUCAGGGUGGCUUUCCCUCCAUCUCUGACUCAGUGACUUCAGCUUGCGAGCCAGUUGUGAGUCAAUCAGAAUGCUGGAUCUGUAACAACAAACCAUUUCUCUUUUUUGGCAUGUGUGUCAUGAUCAGUGUGUCUGUGCUGGCCAGUGUCAUGGUUAAUGGCAUGAUAAGAAGGAGCAGGAGGAAGAAAAGAAUAAAGACAAGGAAGAAGAAGAUGGGUCAGGCAAUGAGAAGGGUGGCGUAUAGAAUCUGAAGAUCUUUCUCUGAAAGAUCAACCAAGACAUCUUUGGUACUUGUGCUGUGAUUCUAAUCAAACUUUGUGGGCUAGGUUCCCUUUGGAGUCUGAUCCCUAUGAAGGUUUCUUCAUCUCCAUAUUGUCUCAAGAAGUUUUUUGUUUUGUUUUGCCUCUCUAAACUCUGGCUUGCAAAUUAGACAUCCUGAUUUGUGUAAAGCUGCUUUGUGACAAUAGCCACGAACAAAAUUGUGCACUGUGUAUGUACCUGCAUUCUAUUCAGUACAUGAUGCUGCUGAUCAGUUUACAUGUGUUGCCGUUGUCAUGUGACCUAUGAUGUCAGAUUAACCACAAAAGUAAUUUUUUUUAGUUAAUAAUGGAAAAUGUCAAAUGUAAGUAAAACUGGACUGAAUUGGACUAAACUGAAGCACAAAACCUGCAUGCUGAUUGAGUACAAUUAGUACAAUUGAGUACAAAUUUCAUUCAUCACACUGUUUCAUAAGUGACCGACUUAUGUCUUUUCUGCAUUCACUUCCACCAGGAUUUCAAGCACAGAUUUACUAAUGAAUGUAUAAAAGUUUAAUGCUGCAUUUCUUUUAAAUCGGUUUGGUAUCACAAACUUUCUAUUCACGUUACUUGUGAUUUGAGAGCACAGUGUUCUGUUGAGCCUCUUUGGUCAACCGUUUCAAACAAAGAUGAAUAAUGCUCUUGACUACAUUUCUAUAUUUGCUUAUAUUAUAUACAGUAUUUGUUUACUGCUGUAAUUUUAAGUGAUACGAGCAUGGCUAACAAAACCUCAAUUUUAGUUGUCUGUAAAAAAAAAAUCAUUUGAUUUCUUAAUAAGUGAUUACUGAGAUGUUGGACUGUAAAUAUUGUAUAAAUAUAUGUUGUGAUUACAGUAUGAUAAAAUAAAAUUUAAAAAUAA
Messenger RNA from Tachysurus vachellii, 4102 nucleotides. RefSeq names its product klotho beta (gene klb). The transcript has 5 exons. Gene Ontology annotation, molecular function: fibroblast growth factor receptor binding; fibroblast growth factor binding; hydrolase activity, hydrolyzing O-glycosyl compounds. Gene Ontology annotation, biological process: fibroblast growth factor receptor signaling pathway; carbohydrate metabolic process. Bases 157 to 3198 code for a protein of 1013 amino acids. Lineage: Eukaryota; Metazoa; Chordata; Actinopteri; Siluriformes; Bagridae. The record is from RefSeq and is a predicted model, not a curated record.